This is a messenger RNA of Echinococcus granulosus, 4011 nucleotides long. Its product is annotated as Leucine-rich repeat serine/threonine-protein kinase. The record is from RefSeq and is a predicted model, not a curated record. Gene Ontology annotation, molecular function: protein kinase activity; ATP binding. The transcript is spliced from 17 exons. Gene Ontology annotation, biological process: protein phosphorylation. The coding region runs from base 1 to 4011 and encodes 1336 amino acids. NCBI's taxonomy places the organism in Eukaryota, Metazoa, Platyhelminthes, Cestoda, Cyclophyllidea, Taeniidae.
AUGUCGGAGAGUUUGACACCUUCUUUGACAGAAUGCAUUGCUCAUCAUUACAGGUUGUUUCAUUACGACCGCGAAAUCAUCUGGUUUAAUGGUAAAUCUCUAUAUUUAGAAGACGAUUUUUCUUCUACUCAUAGGCAUCUCUACAACCUGGCUAGCAUACCGCCGAAACUGAGAUCCAGUCUUCUCUGUCUGGAGAUACCACCAAAUGCUGACGAAGGUGGUUCGUCAAUUGGAAGUCUUCAGUGCGGAUGGAGUCUUUCUCGACGGGGUAUUCAGCUGACCCUCGCUGGUGGUGCUGUGCCGGUAUUCACACUGGAACAGGUUGGGAAUCGUGUCUCCCUUGUGACUGCUUCCCUUGAGGAGACAGAAAUCGCAGUGGAGGCGAACGAAAAGAUCGGUUUGAAGGACGCUUGCCUAAAUGAGGAUGAAGGAGGGAAUAUGACGGGUGAUGAAAAGAGUGCACUGGGAGGGCUAGAUGAGAUUGACUAUAAAGGCUGGAAUCUCCGUCUCUUGCGCUUUUCCACCGGCUCUUCUGAGCAAUAUAGGGAGCACUUGCGUGGUAUUGAAGUAUCUGCAGUGGACGUGAAGGUCGACAAACUAAUUGUUGAGCCAUUUGAUGACUUUUCCAAAUACUGUCUGAUCCAGCUGCACAUGCCUUCAUUCUCGAUUUUCUGGCCUGAGUAUCGUGGUACGACAAAGGAGAAGAAUUCCGCGAAGUCCUGGACUCUUGAGCCUGAUCGUCGUACACUAACUCAAAUUUUGACGAAGAUCGUGCAUCACAUUGACUGCCUCUUAUUGGACUGGUAUCCUGACCUUGGGACGCGAUUUAACCAAUCAAGUAGCGGCGAGUAUCUCGUGCAUCGCGUUAUUCCCUGCACUGACUGCGUUCGACCACCACAAAUAGAAAAUGCUGAAAUAAGAGAGGUUGUGUCUACUCUCGAUAGCGUUCUAAAUGCCGAAACUGGGAACAGAAAUGAUACCAGUGAUGAGUCGCUAGAAUGCCGCGAGAAAAAACAACGCGUGGUGUACGGCGUUCUAGUAGAGGAAAUGGUUCAUUGGCUCCUGACACCUGCACGAAAACAGCCCAAUGUCGGUGCCCUUGGUCGCAAUGAAUCGCUUCCCUGUCCUGUCCAUUCUGACCCCAGUAAAAGCCCUACUCACUACGGCAUUUCAGCACCCGAUCUUCUUUUAAUGGAUGUAAGAGAGGAUAUGCGAGUAUCGAGCAGCCGGGUGAUGUUGGAACGAUUUUUGGGCCGUGGCACUUUUGGUUCUGUGUUUGCUGGCUCCGCCUUCCUCUCUGGCUCUUCUUCCCCCGCCAGCGUCACUUCCGCCACCGAUUCGAUGCUUAAUCUGGUGAAGGUCCCUGUGGGAGUGAAGAUUUGUUCACCUAUCAAUCCGGAACAGGUAGACAUUCGUCUGAGUGAUUGGCAGCCCUAUACUGAGGAGAAGGAGGAACAAGGAGCGGGAACAACGGAGGAGGGCGGAGGUGAGGCGGGAACGGAAGCAAAGCCCACAAGUUCGAAUACUCACCAGCACUCUCACCCCAACCGCAUGGAUCUGGCUGACCUUAGAGUGGCGUUAGCGCUAUACAAACAAGAGAGGCGGCGAUGGUCGUUGCAACCGGUUGAAUCGUGCUACACUGCGUAUCAAGAACUACGCUCUGAACUCGCCGUUCUCAUGCGAGUCUGUGAAGACAGUACUUCUGCUCCCGGUAUCACCAUCGGCGGCGGUUUCAGCGCCGCCCACGAACUCCCAUUUCGCUCACAAAGUAGUUUUCGCUCUCUCCGACGCGGCGUCGUCCGUCGCAGUGCGCGCAGUCACGCGCGUCCGCGGCUCUUCUCUGCUGCCAACAGCAUCACAUCCGCGAUGGUGGGUCACCACUUGCUUUCUUGCAUCGGCGUGGUCUCGCCUCGCCCCCUCUCUCUCCUUCUACCCCUAGCACCCCAGGGCAGUCUCUCUGAUUGGAUGGAGGAGAUGAAGAAGAUCUAUGAAGCGGAUGGCAUCUACCCAGUUCACCAGAACACCCUUACGAUGGUGGUGCAUCAGGUCGCCACUGCGCUAGCCUAUCUCCACCGUGUGCGUAUCGUCUAUCGAGAUUUAAAGCCCGACAAUCUCCUCGUCUGGCACAUGCCUCCUCCUCUUACCACCUCCACAACCAACACCACAGGGACGCGCAGGGAGCGAUGGGGAUGCACUCUGACCACUUCCACUCCCGCCUCUAAUUUCGAAGGCAGUAGAGGGGGCGGUCCCGGAACGGUGCAAGUUGUGUUAGGCGAUUUCGGGGUGAGCAGGUGGAGAGCGAGUCUAGACGGCUGUCGCGGCUAUGUUGGCACUCCCGGAUUCAUGGCACCUGAAGUUUUGGCUACUCUUGGAGAGGAGACUUACUCACACAAGGUGGACAUAUACGCAUUGGGCAUUCUGAUGGCUAGCAUUGCUAAAUUUCAAUUGCCCUAUCGCGGUUUCACAAACUUGCGAUUUCAGCUGAAUCAACACAUCCUCUCCGGUGGCAGACCCGAUAUUCCGGCUAAGAUCAAAUCUCACUGCCCAGCGGCCUACCUGGACUUAAUGAGCCUCUGCUGGUCCCACGAGCCCCAACUGCGACCUGAGGCCUCCUCGAUUGUUAAGGUCACACAGCGCCCACUUCCUCCACCUACGCCUCCUCCGCUGUCGGAGGUGUCCGGUCUCCAGUGCUUGCGACAGGCACGCCUACCGAUGGCGGUGGAGACGGGGUUCGAGGCGAUCCAUAAUGUCCAACGCGUGGAUGCGGUUGAAGUGGUCACCUGUGCAAUAAUUGAUUUACAAGGUCGCGUCUGGAUCGGUGGUUACAGUGUCCAGUCAGAACCUGAUCCUGAGAGGUCAGGAGAUGCCUUUUUCGAGUCCACAGCUCCCAAUCGUAUAGGACGAUUGGUGGCGGUAGUGGAGACGCUGAAUUCCACCUCUUGUGGUCUUGCCUGUUCUUGGACGUCUCGACGGGACGGAAACCAAGGCCAACGGCACCACCAUGUACCAUCACCUUCCUCACUUCCGCUUAAUCUAUACGAUGGGGGACAUCCGGUGGCACUGUCAGUGGAUGCCGACGGACAUUUAUGGUGUGCGGAUUCAGUGGGAAGGCUGAUGGCUUUCAGCAUCUCCUCGCUGUCUCUGUUGGCCUGUACAUCUUUGACCAAAGCUUCACUAUCUCCCAUGGAAGGCGACUGCAUCUGGAUGCUCAGUGUAGACUACCGCUCGGUGGUGUUGGGCCUUUCGACGGGGUGGAUCUGCUCUGCUUGCCUUAAUGAUGUGGGCUCUGCUGACUCUGCUGCCACUGCCGUUGGUAUUGUCAUCACGUGGUCGUUCAACAGUCUACGACAGAGUAGACGCGUGAAACAGCUUUCCAGCUCAAACCUCUACUUAUGUGGCGUUCGCGUCUCGAAAGGACUUCUCUGGCUGGGCGGGACCUCUUCCACUAUUACGGAGCUUCAGCAUGUGGAUGAAUUGGACACGUGGCAGCAGACUGCAACAUGGAAGGCAACAAUAGCGGCCCCAACUGGUGCCGCAUCGUUGGCGGUGGCAAUGAAGACGUCGCAAAAGCCACACAACUGCGGACGCCUCUGUGACCAGUCACCAGCUGUGACCUGCAUCACUUCAAAUUGGGAUGGUAAAGAAGGUUCAGCCUUGGAUAGGGCUUGGACAUACAUGUAUCCUGAUGGUGAAAUUGUCUGCUGGUCAGUUCAUACGCGGACCCCACUGCAGUCCGUGAAGCUCGAUUGUGGGGGUGAAAAUCUCCACCUUUAUGACAGUGCCUCUUCCACCUCCUCCUCCGAUAUCGAAGUCUGCUUCUCACUGAAUCUCCUCAUCGCGGCAACAUUCUCGCCUCAUCAAACGCCAUCGUUCAUCGCCUGCACUGGUCGGCUUCAUAAAGAUGCUUCCAAGGCAGGAGAGUGGUUCAAGGACGUAUCGGCUGCCAAAAAUUUGCUGUCAUUGAGCAACAUAUAUUUUGAUUUGGUAACUCUGGAUGCAUGUAGGAUUUAG